CGAGAGAGAGCCUGGCACACCAAUCCUGAGGUUUCUGGAUGGCAGAUAAUUCAACCUUUCUUUUCUUGAGUUUUCUACUCUGCUGUUAUCUUCCACUCAUUCCUGCUUCAUUUUGUGAUUCACUGAUAGAAAAGAAAGUGGAGUGGAAUAAAAUCCCCCCUGAUACAGUCCAAUUGUACAUUAAUGGCUGCCAUGUGAACAGCAUCCAAUACAAAGAAAGCCAUCUCUCAAAACUAAGUCUACUUAUUCUCACCUCUAGGUGCCUCAGGACUUUGCCGGAUAAUGUUUUCUCUGAUCUGAAAAAUAAAUGCCUAGAAAAGCUUCCAAACUCGUUUUUGAACGGUACUAGGCUGCAAGGAAUUACAUCUGUCUGUACCUGUGAGUUUAUUACUGACAACCCCAAACCACUGAACAGCACUGUUUGUGCAGCAAUGUUGAAAAGCUGUGGACACACUUCAGUGGCCGUUCCUCUGGGCAUUUCCCUUCUAGUUCUCUUGGUGGUCGGUGGGAUUGGGUGCUUUUGGUACUGGAAACACCGUAACACCACCAGAUUUACUUUACCGAGGUUUUUGCAGAGGAGAAACAGCAGGAAAAAAGACUUUGCAAAAACACUCUGCUUGAGUCCCCACAUUAUUGGCUCAAGGCCUAAAAUCUCAGUUGAAACCCAAAGCCACAGAUCUUCUGUCAGGGGAACUAGGAUGCAGGCCAACUAUGAAAAUGUGGAAAUGGGGCCUCCCAAGGCUAACAAAGAAACUAACAAGGUACUCUAUGAAAACACUCAACAGACCAAUUUCAGAGAGCACGUGUAUGGAAAUGAGACUUUCUGUGACUAUUAUAACUUCCAGAAACCUGCUGCCUCUGGAGCUCAAGAUGAAGAUAUCUACAUUCUUCCUGACUCUAAUUAACUUUUAAAAUACUGAGUUUCUGUGUUGGAAGACAAAUGUGCAUGGGGACAUCAAUGGUGCUGAUGUUCUUGUUGACCAAGUUCUUCUCAUGAAAUCAGUAGUCUCUCUACGUCCACCCCCAUGGAUUCUGCCUACGUGCAUGAGUGUAGAUUCAUUCUCUAUAUCCUCUCUUCCCUUCUUCUUGGAUUAAAUCUUUACCAUGUAUAUUGAUUUUUCCUUCUAAAUAUUACCUGUUAUGUCCUUUCUUUGUUUCUACUUCCACCAUCUUUUUCUGAUUCGAGAUUAUUGUCAUGGUCUCCUUAUGGGUCUUUCUGUCUCUACCCACUCAGUCAAUUGCCCUUGAUGCUGCCAGACUUAUCUCCAGAAAACACUCCCGUUGACCACAUUACUCCUUUGCUGAAAGCCUCUUAAUGCUGCACUUUACAAAAGACACAAUGCUCAUCAUUCCAACUCCUGCAUCGUGGUUUUUUUUAAUAGUUGAUUCCAACUUAAUUUUCCAUAUGACAUCUUCUACUUAACCCUAAUUUCUUUGCAUCUAUCAGAAUCAUCUCAAAACCUGCCAACCUCAUUUCUUCCAUGGCUCUCACUGUCCUGCCUCAGAUUAUAACUUCUUCCACAAAUCUUGUGAGUUAUCUCAAAGCUACAUUUACCCUUUUAUUUUCUAACAUCCUAUAGGUUUUGCUGCUUGCUCUAUUCUUUUGGCAUUAAAAAAUGAAUAUGCAUAUGAAUGUUUGCUAUGGUAUUUUAUUACUUACAGUCACAAGUGAAUAUCUCAAAUUCCCACUCAAUGGAGGGUAACUGCCUCAUGUUCAUAUCUUAGCCCCACUGCCAUUAUAUGAGGCACUAAUUAUUUGUUCACUUGACAAGAAUUGAAUUGUAUUUUUU
Molecule: messenger RNA, 1790 nt
Organism: Sciurus carolinensis (gray squirrel)
Lineage: Eukaryota; Metazoa; Chordata; Mammalia; Rodentia; Sciuridae
Gene: Gapt
Product: GRB2 binding adaptor protein, transmembrane
Exons: 2
Coding region: 39-905 (288 amino acids)
Cellular component (GO): membrane
Source: RefSeq, a predicted model, not a curated record